AUGAAAGAACUCGUUCUCUUACCGAAAGCACCGAAAAAUUAUGAAACAACAGGAGAAAUGUUUUCUCGGGGACAAAAUACCGAUUAUUGCAAUAGCAUAAUAGAAGAGCACAACCAGAAUCAAUUGCACAAAUCUUGGAAUGUUUUAUUGACCAGAAUGUGGAGAUUAAAACAUAUUCAUCAAUUAUUUCCAAGCAUAUGUAUGGCUAAACACCCUCAAAAUUUUGAAAACAAUCACAUUCCUCGAGAAAAUCCGUAUUUAUUUUCACCGCCAACAGAUAGGGAAAAGUUUUGUGUCGACCGUAAAACUAUUCAAACAUCUAUGAACACAUCCACACGAAAUUCAUAA
Clunio marinus is the source of this 348-nucleotide messenger RNA. NCBI's taxonomy places the organism in Eukaryota, Metazoa, Arthropoda, Insecta, Diptera, Chironomidae. The record is from the annotation of a GenBank genome assembly.